Molecule: messenger RNA, 1233 nt
Organism: Caenorhabditis angaria
Lineage: Eukaryota; Metazoa; Nematoda; Chromadorea; Rhabditida; Rhabditidae
Source: the annotation of a GenBank genome assembly
AUGACGCUCCCAAAACUAUUUCUAGUCAUAUUUCUAGCAAUUUGCAUAUUUCUCUACAUCCAGAAAAAUUUCUCCAAGCCUGAUGAGCCCAAAAAGCCCGCAAAUCCACCAUUACCAGACCUCGAAUUCAUUCUACCGUACCUCGGAAAAUUCCACGGCGAAUAUAUGACAGUACCCGAGUAUAAUCUCACGGCGUGUUCUAUUCGAAAAUCAAUGUCUCAAAUGGCGACAAAUACAAUGUGUCUACUGUAUGAGCCGGAAAAGUUUUUGGGCGGAAAUCAUUCGUUGGGCGAGACUUGGAUGAAUCAUAGGUGAGAGACGCAGAGAAGCUAGACAGCUAGAGACAUCGUGCAAAGUUAAUUUGCAGACCACGGUGGUCUGCUUUUUAUUUUUACACGCUGUUUGCACGGUGUGUUGAGUUAAUUUGCAGACCACCGUGGUCUGCAUUUUAACUUAAAACACCGUGCAAAAGUUAAUUUGCAGACCACCGUGGUCUGCUUUUUAACUCAAAACACCGCGCAUUUCAGAGUUUGCAAUGGUGUUGAAAAAGAUGGAUUGGGAAAUUUUCCAAGCGAAUACCGUAACACCUCCUAUUAUACAAGAUAUGUAUUCAUUCGAGACCCAUUUGAUAGAUUUAUCUCAUUUUACUUGGAUAAAUGUGUAAAUGAGCGAAAAUGCUAUAAUUGUGCGGCAGAAGAUAUGCAUUGUGUAGUACAAAAAAUGUAUGAAAAUUUGCUGAAAAUUUCCAAAGGACAAAAGGAAAUGAUAUCUUGGAUGAAUAAUGAUAGUUAUACUGAUAUGCAUGUGACUCCAGCUUCUUGGUGUUGUGAAUUCCACAAAUAUUUGAAGACUUAUUAUAUUAUGGUUAUUGGGGCGGAUUUGGAGGCAAGAAAGGAACCAAUUUCAAAAUUAAGCGAUAUUUUAAGGAGGAAAAAUGUGCCGGAAAAUUAUAUUUCAAAAAUAAAAACUGAUUUAUUAACAUCUGAAACUCUUCAUUCAACACAUUCCUCAAAACUUCGAAAAAUUGCGGAGGAAAAAGUUAGAAAUGAUAAAAUAAUUCGAGAAUAUUUGCAUAAAAUCUAUUUUUAUGAUUAUUUAGUUUUUCCGGAGUUCGAUAGAGCGCAUUUGGAUCCACCUUAUAAUAUGAGCAAUUCAAGAUUUGAUGAGGAAUAUCGAAGGGAUUAUAGGGAUAUUAUUGAACUACAGGAGGCGCUGAAGAUUUUGAAAAAUUGA